CUUACUUGAAAAAUAAGCAAAGCCAAUUCUUCAAUAUUACUCUAUCAGCUUCUUUCCAAAUUCUUUCUUCCCUUGCAUUGGAUUGAAUUCCUUCCCGGAGCUCUCUUCCCCUCUUCCUCCAUAAGCCUUCAACAUUACUCUUUCAGCUCCUCUCCAAAUCCUGGCUUGCCUUGAAUUGAUUUGAAUUCCAGCUCUCUUCUCCUCUUCCUCAAUAAGUUAUUUGUGUUUUUCUUUAUUGGUUAUGGCGAUUUUCAAUGCAAAGAAGCGAGGAAUUCUUGGAUUCUGGGGCUGCCUUUUGGUGAUUAUGAUUUACUCCAUGAAUUGCUAUUCCGCGAGAUCUGACAAGGAAACGAGGGAGAGAUUCUACGGGAACCUGCUGAACUCUUCCGCCCCGGCUGCCGACGAUGGCAGCAUUGCCAAAAUGUUCGAUCGCGUACUCGAGAAGGAAUUCGCCGAGAAUGAUCAGCCCGAAGGAUCUGAUGGAAGCAGCUUCAACAGCAGUUUAGCUGAUCAACAAGCUGAACUGGAGACUGUGGCUAAACUCACUCCUGAGAAGACCAAGAGAAAUGAUACAAAGGAGGCAAAUGGCACAACAGUGGAGAGUGAAGAUUCAGAUGACAUGACCACCUUGAUUGACAAAAAGGACAACGUAUUUGUGAUGUCAAACAAGAAAUCCAAGUAUCCAGUACUUCAAGUAGAUUUGAGAUUGAUCUCAGACUUGGUGGUUGUCAUAGUUUCUGCUGCUAUAGGUGGAAUUGUUUCUUCCUGUUUGGGGCAACCGGUUAUUGUUGGCUAUCUUCUUGCUGGGUCAAUUAUUGGACCAGGGGGCUUGAAGUUUAUUAGUGAAAUGGUACAGGUUGAAACUUUUGCACAGUUUGGUGUUGUCUUUCUUCUCUUUGCUUUAGGGUUGGAGUUUUCUUUGACAAAGUUAAAAGUUGUGGGGCCUGUUGCUGUUCUUGGAGGGAUACUUCAGAUAAUCAUAUUUAUGUUCUUGUGUGGCGUAACAGCCCUGUUAUGUGGAGCAAAGUUGUCUGAGGGUGUAUUUGUUGGUUCGUUCUUAUCAAUGUCAUCAACAGCAGUGGUGGUAAAGUUUCUAGUAGAACGGAAUAGUAGUAGUGCUCUUCAUGGUCAAGUGACAAUUGGGACACUUAUUCUUCAGGACUGUGCUGUUGGCCUAUUAUUUGCAUUGCUCCCAGUUUUGGGUGGUAACGGUGGCCUUUUGCAGGGGAUGGUUUCUAUGGGAAAGCUGCUGCUGGUGUUGUCGAUGUAUCUCACUGCUGCAUCUGUACUGUCUUGGUCAUUUGUUCCUCGCUUUCUAAAGCUGAUGAUACAGCUAUCAACCCAAACAAAUGAACUUUAUCAGCUUGCUGCUGUGGCUUUUUGCCUAUUAUCUGCCUGGUGCAGUGAUAAGCUGGGCCUGAGCCUUGAGUUGGGUUCGUUUGUGGCUGGUGUUAUGAUAUCUACUACUGACUUUUCACAACAUACUUUGGACCAGGUGGAACCAAUUCGUAACUUAUUUGCAGCUCUUUUCCUUUCAAGUAUUGGAAUGCUUAUACACAUACAUUUCCUGUGGAACCAUGUGGAUAUUUUGCUAGCAUCUGUCAUUCUGGUUAUAAUCGUUAAGACAGCUGUUGUUACUGUUGUUUCUAAGGCCUUCGGAUAUAGCAUUAGGACAUCAUUCCUUGUUGGAGUCCUGCUUGCUCAAAUUGGAGAAUUUGCUUUUGUACUCCUUAGUCGCGCCUCAAAUCUUCAUCUUAUUGGGGAGAAGAUGUAUCUACUUCUUCUUGGAACAACAGCUCUUAGUCUCGUAACAACGCCUCUGCUGUUUAAACUGAUACCUGCUAUGAUGAACUUGGGCGUUCUCAUGCACUGGUUCCCCUCAGAGAGCGACACACAGAAUGAGGAGAAAGUUUCCAUGAUUGAAGCGUAUAACAGAUCAUUGUGAUCUUCCAUGACAUGAUUGAGUUCGCUGGUCACAUCAGCGUUACAACUUAAAUAUCAAUCAUUUGAGCAGGUCAGCACCUGCUUCUACUGCCAAUUUUAUUUUUUAGAGGUUGCAGCUGACAUGUCAGCUUAUUCAUUCCAUUGAAACUCAGCACUGAGUUUUCGUGUAAAUUUUUUGUAUGCUUAAAGAGUACUAUAGAUAAGAAAUCUUUUAGGGCUUACACAUACUAAUUGUGCUACAAAUUUAGACUAGAUAUAUUCUGAUGAAUUUUGAUUUCAAUUGUAUAAAAUAAUGAACAAUACAGAAAAAUGAAACAGAUAUUCAAGAUCAUUUUUGUUUUGUGAUGCUUAAUGAAAUUAUGAUUUGAACCA
This is a messenger RNA of Carya illinoinensis, 2316 nucleotides long. RefSeq names its product K(+) efflux antiporter 5. The coding region runs from base 242 to 1945 and encodes 567 amino acids. Gene Ontology annotation, cellular component: membrane. Lineage: Eukaryota; Viridiplantae; Streptophyta; Magnoliopsida; Fagales; Juglandaceae. The transcript has 20 exons. The record is from RefSeq and is a predicted model, not a curated record. Gene Ontology annotation, molecular function: potassium:proton antiporter activity. Gene Ontology annotation, biological process: proton transmembrane transport; potassium ion transmembrane transport.